This is a messenger RNA of Anoplophora glabripennis (Asian longhorned beetle), 1056 nucleotides long. RefSeq lists its product as uncharacterized. The transcript has 2 exons. NCBI's taxonomy places the organism in Eukaryota, Metazoa, Arthropoda, Insecta, Coleoptera, Cerambycidae. The record is from RefSeq and is a predicted model, not a curated record. Bases 1 to 1056 code for a protein of 351 amino acids.
AUGGAUAUGUUAAGCUUCAUACAAAUAAACGUGGAUAGGUGCAGAGCUGCACAUGACAACCUCGCGCAAACUACACAAGAGAGACAAAUUGACAUAGUGUUAGUUAGUGAACCAAAUCGGGCUCUGGCGAGUAAAAGCGGAUGGUACUUGGAUAGUGAGAGUGAUGCUUGCAUUAUUGUGAGGAACAGAAAUCUGAAGGUGACCUCCUGGGGAAAGGGCAAAGGUUUUGUAUGGGUGAAGAUAGACGAGCUUUUCAUUUAUGCUUGUUAUAUAUCGCCAAAUGUCCGCAGAGACAUCUUCGAGAAGUUUCUCCAGGACUUAGAGGAGGACGUCGAAGAUGACAGAGGAGCGAUGCUGCUGGAAUGGACGAUGGUAAAUGAAAUUACAAUCUCUAACAAGGGCGAUACCCCCACUUUUCAAAGAGGGGCUAGUGUCUCUUUCAUAGACAUCACGAUGGCUGGGGAGAGUGUCAGCUCAAGCGUGGAAAAUUGGGAGGUUCUAGAUGAAGAAACUUUUAGUCUCCAUCGUUACAUCUUCUUUACGGUGAAAUAUAAGGGAAAAAAAACAGUCAGAGGGGCUGGUCCUCUGGGGGGUGGAGGAUGGAUGAGUCUUAUUAGGGAAAAUGCGAUUUUUAAUGGAGAGCUGGUGUCCGUGGAAAACGUGGUUGCGGAGUUGAAAGAAAUUGCUCGGAAUACGGCGGUCAACAUAAGUACGGUGGGAGGAAACCCUGUAUACUGGUGGACGCCUGAGCUGGCAGAAGAGAAAGCUAUGUUAAAUGCGGUUAGAAGGCGUGUGCAGAGAGAUAGAGAGAGAGGAACUUUGGGUCCAGAGGAGAUGGAAAGAAAGUAUGAGGAAUACAGACUUUUAAAAAAUGCAUACAAAAAGAGCAUCAAGAUUCAGAAGGACAGGUGCUGGCAGAAGCUGCUAAAGGAUUUAGAUGAUGACAUAUGGGGUGAAGGUUUUCAAAUAAUGAGAAACGCUCUGAAGAUAAAGCCACCUAGGGUUGACAUUGGAAAGGAAAAAGGAGAGAAAUUGCUAGAGCAUUGUUCCCAAUGA